Ostertagia ostertagi is the source of this 492-nucleotide messenger RNA. Lineage: Eukaryota; Metazoa; Nematoda; Chromadorea; Rhabditida; Trichostrongylidae. The record is from the annotation of a GenBank genome assembly.
AUGGAGCCGCAGCAUGCUGCUCAAAUCCGAGAAGCGUGGGCCCAGAGUCCAACAUUUCUCGAGUUAACACCCAAGGAAAAGCGCGUGCCGGUGAAGGGAAAGAGAAACAUCUUGAUCACCUCUGCUCUUCCCUACGUGAAUAAUGUACCGCAUCUGGGUAAUAUCAUUGGAUGCGUCCUUAGUGCGGACGUAUUUGCGAGGUACUGCCGCAUGCGUGGACAUGAAACGCUGUACAUUUGUGGCACAGACGAAUACGGAACUGCUACGGAAACAAAGGCACUACAAGAAGGUGUAACGCCCAAGGAGGUGUGCGAUAGAUACCAUGUAAUCCAUAAGAAGAUCUAUGAGUGGUUCAAUAUCGAGUUUGACAUAUUUGGGCGAACAACAACAUCGCAGCAGACUGAAAUUGCACAAGACAUCUUUCUGAAGCUCCACGAAAAUGGAUACACGUCUUCGUGUUCGAUUGACCAGUUGCAUUGUCAAAACUGCGAU